GCACUGCUCUUCCCGGCGUGCCGCGGGGCGAGGCGGGACCUGCGGGCCCCGGGCGGGGCGUACGGCGGCCGGGAGGGCGGCGGGAUGGAGUCGGUGGUCUUCAUCUUCUCGCUUAUCGACUGCUGCGCGCUCAUCUUCCUCUCCGUCUACUUCAUAAUUACACUAUCAGAUUUGGAAUGUGACUACAUUAAUGCAAGAUCUUGCUGUUCAAAACUCAAUAAAUGGGUUGUCCCUGAGGUGAUUGGCCAUGCUGUUGUCACUGUAUUAAUGCUUAUUUCAUUGCACUGGUUCAUCUUCCUCCUUAAUUUGCCAAUAGCAACAUGGAAUAUAUAUCGGUUCAUUAUGGUGCCAAGUGGAAACAUGGGGGUAUUUGAUCCCACAGAGAUCCAUAACCGAGGACAACUGAAAUCACACAUGAAGGAAGCUAUGAUCAAGCUAGGCUUUCAUCUGCUCUGUUUCUUCAUGUAUCUUUACAGUAUGAUUCUGGCUUUGAUAAAUGAUUGAGAAGUUGAAAAAGAACCAUUAGCUGCCAAAUUGGGUCAUCACUCCAGUGACUGGUUGUGGAGCCACAGACACCUACCGAACAUACCUAGAACAGUGGCAUCAUGCAGUAUAUUUUUCUUCUUUGAACAAGAAAUAUUUUUCUGUAUUUUUAACAUAAAAUAUUUUCAAAAGACAUUGGAUUUGUGUAGCAGUUGUUUUUGAUCUUUUUUUUUUUUGUACCUCAAACUGAUGUAGCUGUUGCUUUUGUAAGGUGAAAUCCUCACUUACAAAACAGAUCUUAUAGGAAUAAAAUGGAGAGAUGGGAACAGCAUUUAACAGCUCGUGGACAGCAGUACUAGUUCUAGAACAAAUUUAAGUGCAGUUCUGAUGCCUGCUUCUUACUGGAAGAGGGCAGGAUGUGCCUCUGGCUGUCAAGCUGUCUGAGUAGAGCCUAGGUUGAAGCAGUCCUUGGAAAGUAGAUUUCAAAGUGGAGCACUAGCACAUCUUUGUGUCACUUUGCUUUGUUCCAUUACCUUUUAGCUGGAAAAAGAAGUUGUGUUUUUUUUUGUUUGUUUGUUUGUUUGGUUUUUUUGCUUCCCAUCCCUCUCCUCCCACCCCAAAACUGUACAAAGUGUUUUGUUUGGAGGGAUUAAGGUUGCUUUGUGACACUUAUGUGUAAGAGUGAAGAACUUGUAUUGCUACAGAUAAAUGUAACACCUGUAAAACAAGUAACACUUGAUUUUCCCCUUCUAUUGUUGUUUUGUCAUUGAAAUACAUCACGACCUUCCACAUCCAGUAAACAUCAAAAACACAACACAAGGCUAUCCAGAGGCCAUGGCUGCUCUGUAAAUGUGCUGUAGCCAUAUCCUGGAGGUGAAUCACAAACACAUCUAGCUAGAGGAGGCUGUCUGGUAAACCAUAACGCAGUUAUCCUUGCAAUUCUGAUGUGAUUCUGCUUCAAACACACAAAGAAGUUUAAAUUCUUUUUGUGCAGCUCUUACAUCAAUGCUAUGUACAUAAACCUGAGUCUGUGCCCUCACUAUCCAGCAACUAUGUUUGAUCUUUUUAUAUACGCAUAAAAAGAUUUUCUUGAAA
Molecule: messenger RNA, 1578 nt
Organism: Numida meleagris (helmeted guineafowl)
Lineage: Eukaryota; Metazoa; Chordata; Aves; Galliformes; Numididae
Gene: CNIH4
Product: cornichon family AMPA receptor auxiliary protein 4
Exons: 5
Coding region: 85-504 (139 amino acids)
Biological process (GO): endoplasmic reticulum to Golgi vesicle-mediated transport
Cellular component (GO): endoplasmic reticulum membrane; COPII-coated ER to Golgi transport vesicle
Source: RefSeq, a predicted model, not a curated record